Molecule: messenger RNA, 2043 nt
Organism: Helianthus annuus (common sunflower)
Lineage: Eukaryota; Viridiplantae; Streptophyta; Magnoliopsida; Asterales; Asteraceae
Product: protein NRT1/ PTR FAMILY 4.6
Exons: 5
Coding region: 128-1888 (586 amino acids)
Biological process (GO): transmembrane transport
Cellular component (GO): membrane
Molecular function (GO): transmembrane transporter activity
Source: RefSeq, a predicted model, not a curated record
UGGACCCCGGCCCCUAUAUAAAUAGGAUGCCAUGCAUCAUAAUUCUCCCACCACAAAUAAAAGUUUGUAACUAGCAUAAUAUAUAAUAUUCUUUAGCAGAUAAAGAUCAUCUGGUUUGAAGAACAAUAUGGAUGAAGAGUGCCAAAUAAGCAAAUCCAGCAGGUAUGUCAGUUGGAGAAACAAACCAGCUAUUGAAGGUCAACAUGGUGGCAUACGUGCUGCAGCUUUUGUCUUAGUUGUGGAGGUAUUGGAGAAUUUGGCAUAUUUGGCCAAUGCAAGCAACCUGGUGCUCUAUUUGUCAAAAUUUAUGCACUUUUCUCCAUCAAGAUGUUCAAAUAUUGUUAGCAAUUUUAUGGGCACAGCCUUCCUUCUUGCUCUCCUUGGUGGCUUCUUAGCUGAUGCUUUCUUCACCACCUACUGCAUUUAUCUCAUAAGUGCUACAAUUGAACUUGCGGGUCUUGUAUUACUCACACUUCAAGCCUACACACAUUCUUUGGAACCAGAAAGCUGUUUAUCAGCCAACCGGAAUGAUAAAUGCCGACAAGUUGAAGGUGGUAAAGAAGCGAUUUUAUACGUAGGAUUGUAUCUGGUGGCGUUGGGUGUUGGUGGGAUAAAAGGCUCCCUUCCACCUCAUGGAGCUGAACAAUUUGAUGAAGAAACCACUCAAGGAAGAAAGCAAAGAUCAUCUUUUUUUAAUUAUUAUGUGUUUUGCCUUGCUUGUGGUGCACUUAUUGCAGUCACAUUUGCAGUGUGGAUUGAGGAUAAUAAAGGAUGGCAGUGGGGUUUUGGUAUAUCCACCAUGGCUAUUCUGAUAUCUAUCCCUAUAUUUCUACUUGGUUCCACCUUCUACAGGAUCAAAGUUCCUACAGGAAGCCCUAUUACAACCAUAUGCAAGGUACUUGUAGCAGCAAUUUUCAACACAUUUUCAGGUAAUGCACGAACUGCUCAUGUAGUUAGCACAAACCCAUCAUCCAGAACAAGUUCAAUGGAAAAUAUUGAAGAAGAAGAAGAAGAGAACAUAACCAAAGAACUCGGCUUUCUGAACCGAGCAGUUAUGAACAGGUCUACUACUUCUCCAACAUUUAAGGUCAAUAUUAAGCAAGUGGAAGAGGUUAAAAUUGUCCUCAAAAUCUUCCCAGUAUUCAUGUCAACCAUAAUGCUCAACUGCUGCCUUGCUCAGCUCUCUACCUUUUCCGUCCAACAAGCAGCAACCAUGAACACUAAAAUCGGCUCCUUACGCGUUCCUCCAGCUUCUCUUCCUGUAUUCCCAGUCAUUUUCAUCAUGAUACUAGCACCAAUGUAUGACCACGUCAUAAUCCCAUUUGCAAGGAAGAUAACCAAAACAGAAAUGGGUAUAACCCAUUUACAACGAAUCGGAUUCGGGUUGUUUCUAUCCGUCAUGGCUAUGGCAGUUGCAGCUUUAGUUGAGAUAAAACGAAAACAAGUGGCGCAUCGGGCCACUUUAAUGAACUCUACUGAACCAUUGCCAAUUACUUUCCUUUGGGUUUCUUUGCAAUACUUGUUUCUUGGGUCAGCUGAUCUUUUUAGUUUAGCUGGCAUGAUGGAUUUCUUUUUCACAGAAGCACCAUUUAGCAUGAGGUCAUUGGCUACAUCUCUCUCUUGGGCUUCAUUAGCCAUGGGUUAUUAUCUUAGCUCAGUGCUUGUGGCUAUAGUGAACCAUGUUACAGGGUCCUUCCGUCACACGCCAUGGCUCUAUGGGAGUAACUUAAAUCAUUAUCAUCUUGAAAGGUUUUACUGGCUAAUGUGUGUACUUAGUGGGCUUAACUUCCUUGUUUAUCUCACGUGGGCUAAAUCCUAUAAAUAUAGACCAAAGAGCAACAGUGGUUCAAAUGACACAAGAAUGCUGUGCAAUUCAACAGGAAUCUGAGGAUAUUCUAUGCCAUGAAAUAUAUUUAAUAUGAAUGUGGAUGCAUAUGUGUUUGUAAGUUAGUGAGAUAUGCAACUUAUUCAGUUAUUUUCUAUUCUGCCAUUGGUGGCCUUUGUAUACUAGAAUGAAUGAAGCCAAUUAAUGAUUAUUGCAUA